Molecule: messenger RNA, 1610 nt
Organism: Nicotiana attenuata
Lineage: Eukaryota; Viridiplantae; Streptophyta; Magnoliopsida; Solanales; Solanaceae
Product: 25.3 kDa vesicle transport protein-like
Exons: 7
Coding region: 573-1229 (218 amino acids)
Biological process (GO): retrograde vesicle-mediated transport, Golgi to endoplasmic reticulum; endoplasmic reticulum to Golgi vesicle-mediated transport; vesicle fusion with Golgi apparatus
Cellular component (GO): ER to Golgi transport vesicle membrane; endoplasmic reticulum-Golgi intermediate compartment; endoplasmic reticulum membrane
Molecular function (GO): SNAP receptor activity
Source: RefSeq, a predicted model, not a curated record
UUUUUUUUACUAGUAGGACUGUUAAAAUCCGAAAUGAUCAGAAUCUUCACUCGUGGUGACGUGCAUUUAUCCGAUUCCCUGAAUCCGAUCCCAUUCAUUACACUAAAACUAUCCCCCAACCAUCAUUUCGCUGAAAUUGAUAAGAGUUUACGAGAGGAUCAAACAAAAUCAAAAUCAAAGAUCGAGGAAUAGAAAUACAACAGAUCAACAAAGAAAGAGUGCACCGACGUGUAUGAUAGGUAUUGGUGGAAUUAGUCGAGGUGCAAGCAAGUUGGCCCGGACACCUCAUUAAAAAAAAGAAUGAAAUGCACUUGAAUAGAGCUGAAUGGAUAUAUUGGAUGAUUCACAGUCAACUCCAGCUGAUUGAGACAGUUGAUUCAUUGAGCUGUCUUAGAGAAAAGUUCAAGCUUAAGGCAUUGUCGGAAGAAUCUUUUCUUUGAAGAACCUCUAAGAGCUUCAACAUUGGAUGGACCAAGGGGACCCUCGAAAUUGUUUAUUGAAUUUGGCUACUUGAAAUUUGGGAAUAAUGCAUUGAAGUUGUAAUUUCUUAGUUGUGUGCUUGUGUAAGGAAAAUGGUGAAGUUGACCAUGAUUGCUCGUGUAACUGAUGGCCUUCCUCUAGCUGAGGGGCUGGAUGAUAACCGCGAUGUUCCAGAUGCAGAUUUCUACAAACAGCAAGCCAAGUCCUUAUUCAAGAACCUCUCUAUGGGCCAGAAUGAGGCAUCAAGGAUGUCCGUUGAAUCUGGACCUUAUAUUUUCCAUUAUAUCAUUGAAGGGCACGUUUGUUAUCUGACUAUGUGUGAUCGCUCUUAUCCAAAGAAACUUGCCUUUCAGUACCUGGAAGACCUUAAGAAUGAGUUUGAGCGUGUCAAUAGGAGUCAAAUUGAAACUGCCGCUAGACCUUAUGCCUUUAUCAAAUUUGAUACAUUCAUACAGAAGACGAAGAAACUGUACCAGGAUACCGGAACUCAGCGCAAUAUUUCGAAGUUGAAUGAUGAACUUUAUGAAGUUCAUCAGAUAAUGACUCGAAAUGUACAAGACGUUCUUGGUGUCGGUGAAAAAUUGGACCAGGUCAGUCAGAUGUCCAGUCGCUUGACAUCAGAAUCCCGCAUAUAUGCUGAUAAGGCGAGAGAUUUAAAUCGUCAGGCUUUGAUUCGGAAAUGGGCUCCUGUUGCUAUUGUCAUUGGAGUUGUUAGUCUCCUCUUCUGGGUUAAAAAUAAGAUCUGGUGAUGCUGCCAGAAGAUGUACAGCUAAGAGGAGAUGUUACUCACAUUGGACAGUGCACAACCGACAUAAACACAAUGGUGUUUGUUUUUCUGCGCAUGGGGCAAGUCAAGCAAUUUCAGUUGAAAAUGUAAAACAGAGGAAGUAAACUAUGACGAGCCAUGUCGCUGAUACUUGAUAAAUGAUAUUGAUAUGAAUUGCUCGGCAUGUUUUUCUUAUUACUCAACCACAAACUUGUCCUCCAAUAGGUUAUUGUGACUCUGAAAUGACGACUAGCUAUGCUGUAAAUUACAGUGGAGGCUUCAUAGCCUACUAUUUUGAUUUUGUGAGAAUGCACGGGAGAAAAACAUUAUAUUGAUUAAAGUAUUGUACAACCCUAUUUAUAUA